Molecule: messenger RNA, 2228 nt
Organism: Lingula anatina
Lineage: Eukaryota; Metazoa; Brachiopoda; Lingulata; Lingulida; Lingulidae
Product: transformation/transcription domain-associated protein
Biological process (GO): regulation of DNA-templated transcription; DNA repair
Cellular component (GO): NuA4 histone acetyltransferase complex; SAGA complex; nucleus
Molecular function (GO): protein binding
Source: RefSeq, a predicted model, not a curated record
AGGAGAACGGGAAUGGUCGCGACUUACUGAUGAGGAUGUUAGAGGUGUUUGUGAUCAAAUUCAAGCAUAUAGCCAAAUACCAGCUGCCGGCAAUUCUAGCCAAGCAUAAAACAGAGCAGGAAGGAAAGGUGCCCGAAGGAAAAUACUCCCUAGAGGUCGCUGCAGUGAAGGAAGAGGUCAAGAUGCCCCCACCCCAGCCUCCUCAGACCCCAAGUGGAGACAAAGAUUCUAAAACCCUGGUGUCAGCAGUGACUUCUGCAUCCCAGGCCGCUGCUAAUAACUACACGGCAGCUGACUGUCGCAGUCUUGUGAAGACUUUAGUGUGUGGAGUCAAAACUAUCACAUGGGGGACCAUCUCCUGCAAGGCACCCACUGUGGAUGCAAACUUCAUCAGCAAUAAAUUGUUCAACCCCAAGGAAACCUUGGUAUUUGUGAGACUGGUGAAGUACGCUCUUCAGGCGGUGGACAUAUAUACGGUGACUCAGACAACUUCUGGGCAGACUUAUGUUAGACCUGCAGCGGUCCAGACUGUCAGAACCAAAGAAGAGAAGGAGGUUCUAGAACACUUUGCUGGCGUGUUCACGAUGAUGAACCCUCUAACCUUUAAGGAAAUAUUUUCAGCAACCAUCGAGUACAUGGUAGAAAGAAUCCACAACAACUAUGCGCUGCAGAUCGUGGCCAACUCCUUCCUUGCCAACCUGACCACCUCCGCCACAUUUGCCACAAUUUUGGUGGAGUAUCUGUUAGCCAGACUGGAGGAAAUGGGCUGGUAUAGUACUGUGACAGGAAUCCUGGUGGAUUAUCUGUUAGCCAGACUGGAGGAAAUGGGCUGGUAUAGUACUGUGACAGGAAUCCUGGUGGAUUAUUUGUUAGCCAGACUGGAGGAAAUGGGCUCCAACAUGGAAAGGUCUAAUUUGUACCUGAAGCUGUUCAAGUUGGUGUUUGGCUCAGUGUCUCUGUUUGCUGCAGAGAAUGAACAGAUGCUGAAGCCGCACCUCCACACCAUAGUGAACAAGUCCAUGGAGCUGGCCAUGACUGCCAAGGAGCCUUACAACUACUUUCUUCUCCUUAGAGCAUUAUUCAGGUCCAUUGGAGGGGGAAGCCAUGAUCUUCUAUACCAGGAAUUCCUUCCCUUGUUGCCCAAUUUACUCCAAGGACUGAACAGCCUUCAGAGUGGUCUACACAAGCAGCACAUGAAGGAUCUAUUUGUAGAGCUGUGUCUCACUGUCCCAGUCAGACUGAGCUCUCUCCUCCCAUACCUCCCCAUGUUGAUGGAUCCCCUCGUCUCCGCACUCAAUGGUUCUCAGACUUUAGUUAGUCAGGGAUUACGAACUCUGGAGUUGUGUGUUGAUAAUUUACAGCCAGAUUUUCUGUAUGACCACAUACAGCCUGUGAGGGCAGAACUGAUGCAGGCAUUGUGGAGAACAUUACGCAAUCCACAGGAUAACAUUGCCCAUGUAGCAUUCAGGGUCCUAGGAAAAUUCGGGGGAGGUAACAGGAAAAUGUUGAGAGAAGCACAAAAGUUAAACUACAAUGAGAAAGAGACAGCUGGGCCCAGUAUUAGUAUCUAUUUCCAAGACUGCAAGACUCCCAUUACACUACCUGCAGAGAAGGUAAUAGAGCAUGCCCUGAAUGCGCUCAAGUCUAGUCAGACUGAUUCCCACUACAGGCGCCAGUCCUGGGAGGUCAUCAAGUGCUUUUUGGUGGCCAUGUUGAAUCUAGAUGACGACAAGCAGACGCUGACUCAUCUGUUCACGCAUUCAAGUUUCUCCGAGGGUGAAAUAGCAUUACAGCCAGGGUCACAAUACAGGAACCAGGAUGACCAUGCUCGCAGUGUGCAGGAACAGGCUCUCACGGGAAUGUUUGUUGCUGCAGCAAUUAAAGACCUGCGUCCCUCAGUGCUACCUUUCAUGGCAUCCAUGGUCAGACAUUACACUAUGGUGGCCAUUGCACAACAGGGAGGGCCAUUCCCCAUUGGAGACAAGCAGAGUAAGCUGCAGGGGAUGGACCCCCAGAUCCUGGUGGAUGCCCUGACGGUCAUCAUGGGCCACGAGGAGAAGGAGCUGUGCAAGCCUGGUCACCUGGCUCUGGUGCUUAUACUGGACACUGCCACCACUAUACUGGGGGCCAAGGAGAGGGCCUGUCAGUUACCAUUGUUUGACUACCUGGUGGAGAGAAUGUGUUCACUGUGCUAUGACAGGGCCUGGUAUGCCAAGUUAGGAGGGUAA